UGAUGAGAAAAGGACAACAUGGCUGCUUCAAAGGGUCUCUUUUCCAGCACGUUAAUUUCAGACGAUAUCAAGACAUCCUUUCCAGAAGGCUAUGUUGCCCGGUCGCUGGAGAGGACCGACUUUGCCAAGGGCUUCUUGGACUGUUUACGUGUUUUAACGUGGGUUGGUGAUCUUACGGAGGAUGAAUUCUAUGAGCGAUACGAUGAGAUGAACACGCAAGGGAAAGGUACUUACUAUCUUAUUGUCAUCGAGUAUGAAGGCCGUAUUGUCGGCACAGGGAGUCUGAUUGUCGAGAAGAAAUUUAUUCACAAUCGUGGCAUGUGCGGCCAUAUUGAGGAGAUCUCGAUAGCCAAGGAGCAUCAAGGGAAACACUUGGGCCAGAAACUGCUGGCAUCUCUCGACUCCGUCGCCAAGAAUGUUGGCUGCUACAAGACCAUCCUGGAUUGCAGUCCUGAGAAAGAACCUUUCUACGUCAAGUGCAAUUACCACAACUCGGGCACAGAGAUGUCGCAUUACUUCGAAGAGUCCAAGGAUUCCUAUCAUCGAGGCUGAUACAGAAGUGGAGGAGAGGCUUCAAGCACUUCGGUCGACUCCGGACCUUAAUCUUUGUUGCGUAGAUAGCAACUGGAAACAACAAUGGUCAUGGCCCAACAAUCAGUAGAGGCAAACUUGUCUCAACCAUACUGGGCUGGGUUCACAAGCAUUAUCAGGUCUCAUUCGAGCCAAAGACAGAAACAUCGGUGAGCUGUUGCCUUCUCCUUUUGACGGCUUGGUUCGAACGAGGCGCAUGAUAUCAACGAUAUCAGCCCGGACACUGCUGCAUCGUUAUCUCCAAGUGGUCAUCAUCCAUUGUUCCA
Molecule: messenger RNA, 857 nt
Organism: Exophiala oligosperma
Lineage: Eukaryota; Fungi; Ascomycota; Eurotiomycetes; Chaetothyriales; Herpotrichiellaceae
Exons: 2
Coding region: 19-552 (177 amino acids)
Biological process (GO): UDP-N-acetylglucosamine biosynthetic process
Cellular component (GO): endoplasmic reticulum-Golgi intermediate compartment; Golgi apparatus; endoplasmic reticulum
Molecular function (GO): monosaccharide binding; glucosamine 6-phosphate N-acetyltransferase activity
Source: RefSeq, a predicted model, not a curated record